AUGUCUGCCAAGGCCGAGAGCAUUGUUCCUAUUCCAUCAGAUUCUGGUAAAGGUACUCCAAUACCUAAUAAAUGGGUUUUCUGGUACUUAAUUCCUUGCAAAGGAGGCCAAAAUGUCCAUUGGAGCGAAUAUCUUCAUCCACUUCAUUCAUUCGAUACGAUUGAAGGUUUCUGUAAACUUUUAAGCUCUAUCGAACAUUUACAUAGUUUGUUAAAAGGCUGCAGAUAUUACGUUUUCCGCGAAGGAGUAAAACCACUCUGGGAAGACCCAUCUGUAAAAGAUGGUAAUGUAGUAUCCAUUGAAAUGGAUAAAACUCCAGAAAAUACAGAAAAUAUAGAGCAGAAAUGGCAGGAUAUCAUUAUACCAACAUUAAAUGAAGAGCUUGGGCCAGAUGUUGUAGGAGUCGAAUUUGCAUCCAGAGAGACUUCUUGGAGAAUGGCAUCUUGGAUCAAAAAGGACUCCAAAAAUAUUGAUAAAAUUUUCGAGUUUUAUCAAAACGCGUUACCAAAUCUAUCAAAUUUAGUAACAGUAUCAAAGGUAGGAAACUAG
Molecule: messenger RNA, 549 nt
Organism: Trichomonas vaginalis G3
Lineage: Eukaryota; Parabasalia; Trichomonadida; Trichomonadidae
Product: translation initiation factor protein
Exons: 1
Coding region: 1-549 (182 amino acids)
Biological process (GO): translational initiation
Cellular component (GO): eukaryotic translation initiation factor 4F complex
Molecular function (GO): translation initiation factor activity; RNA 7-methylguanosine cap binding
Source: RefSeq, a predicted model, not a curated record